GUUGUUGAGUGCAGAACAGAAACUCAUUGGCACUGGAGGGAGCCACCAAAUCAACCAAAAACUUUCAGGUCACCAAAACAGUCGAGGAGGGGCCUACUGCAACUGUAUAUCCGGUGAGAGAGAUAGAAAGAGAGAAAGGACACACACAACUCUCACAGGAAUCUAUUCCAUAAAAGAAAAGGAUAACAUGUCCAAAGUCUAGAAUCCCAAAACUCUCCUCCUUUUUUCUCAAGAACCAAACACCAUUUUUAGCCUAACGACCUGUCUCUGUCUCCCCUCUCUGGUUUUUCUACUUUGGAGUUGUUUCCACUCUGCAGUCUAGAGGUAUUAAUUAUAUAACGUUUACAAAUAUUUUCUCGUUAAAUUCGUCCUUUCUUUGUGCAUUAACUGUUUAUCUUUAUUUAUCAAAACUUUGCGAAUCUCAUGAUGUUUCAGAUGGAUAGAUAGAUAUAGAGUAAAAAAUGCAUGGUUUUAAGCUCCUUGAUAGAUUCAAGAGCACCCAAGUCCAUGCUUUAAGCCCCCAAGAUAGUAACCCCUGUUCAAGAGGCAAACUUUCGAAAUGUAAAUUUACAAACACUGGCUCAGUAGCUCAAGCUUUGCUCCCUUGUGGACUCCCAACAACUGAGCUCCUUGAACCUUCUAUAGACUCUUACUUGAAACCUAUAGACUAUGUGGAAUCUUUAGCUGAAAUUUAUAGACGCCUAAAUACCUGCUCGCAAACCGAUAAAUCAUUAUUAUGCAUCGAGCAGUUUUCGAUUUUGCGAGGAUUAGGUGAUCCUAAGUUGCUUAGAAGGUGCCUUUGCGCAGCAAGGCAAUAUGCUAUUGAUGUGCACUCAAAGGUAGUGCUUUCUGCCUGGUUAAGGUUUGAGAGGAGAGAAGACGAGUUCAUUGGUGUGUCAUCAAAGGAUUGUAGUGGGUACAUCCUUGAAUGUCCUAUGGCUGCUUUGGUUUCUGGAUACGAUCCCAAUUCGAUUUAUGAUCAUUGCCAAUGCGGUCAAGAUAAUCUCGAGGCGGUUGAUAAUCAAAUAUUGAUAGGAAAUGAAGGCUCCAGUUUGGAGGAGGAUAGUGAUGUUUCAUUUUGCAUUGGUGAUGAGUUGGUUCAUUGUGUUAGAUUCAAAAUUGCUUCUCUUUCGAGCCCAUUUAAGGCAAUGCUAUAUGGUAGCUUUGUCGAGUCAAGAAGAGAUAAGAUUGAUUUUUCGAAGAUUGGGAUAUCUGUCAAGGGGAUGAGAGCUGUGCAAGUGUACAGUAGGACUGGGAGAGUUGAUUUAUUUUGCCCUGAGAUUGUUUUGGAGUUGCUUUCUUUUGCAAACAGGUUUUGUUGCGAGGAGUUGAAGUGUGCUUGUGAUGCUCAUUUGGCUUCAUUGGUCUGUGGGACUGAGGAUGCGUUGAUUCUUAUCGAUCAUGGCUUGGAGGAAAGGGCAAAUCUUCUCGUAGCCUCUUGUUUGCAGGUGUUUCUAAGAGAGCUCCCAAAUUCUUUGUAUAACCACAAAGUGAUGAGUGUUUUUUGUAAUUCAGAGGCAAGGGAGAGAUUGGCCAUGCUGGGGCAUGCUUCCUUCUUGCUCUAUUAUUUCCUGAGCCAGGUUGCCAUGGAGGAGAAUAUGGCAUCAAACGCAGCAGUGAUGUUAUUGGAGGGGUUGGAAGAGUUUGCAACAGAAAAGUGGCAGAAGGCACUUACUUUGCAUCAACUGGGUUGCGUAAUGCUCGAGAGAAAAGAGUACAAGGGUGCCCAAUUCUAUUUUGAGGCAGCUGUCGAGGCAGGUCACGUUUAUUCAUUAGCAGGUGUUGCAAGGACCAAGUACAAACAAGGGCAACAAUAUUCGGCAUUUAGGUUGAUGAACUCUCUUAUUUUCAAGCAUAAACCAGUUGGGUGGAUGUACCAAGAGCGAUCUCUGUAUGGUGUUGGACAGGAGAAGAUAAUGGAUAUGAAUACUGCAACUGAACUGGAUCCAACCCUUUCAUUUCCAUACAAAUUCAGAGCUGUUAUGAAGGUGGAAGAGAAGCAGAUUAGAGCAGCUAUCACAGAGAUUGAUAAAAUUAUCGGCUUCAAGCUCUCACCUGAUUGUCUUGAGUUGAGAGCGUGGUUCUUCAUUGCUCUUGAGGAUUUUGAAAGUGCUUUGAGAGAUAUUCGAGCACUGCUAACCUUGGAACCAAAGUACAUGAUGUUUCAUGGGAGGGUGAGUGGAGAUCACUUGGUUGAGCUUCUCAGCCAUCGCAUUCGGCUAUGGAGUCUGGCCGACUGCUGGAUGCAACUUUAUGAACGAUGGUCUUCUGUCGAUGACAUUGGCUCUCUGGCUGUCUUACAUCAGAUGCUGUCAAAUGAUCCUGCAAAGAGCCUACUGUGGUUUCGGCAAUCUUUGCUUCUUUUGCGGUUAAAUUGUCAGAAGGCUGCAAUGCGCUGUUUGCGGUUGGCUAGAAACCAUACCAGUUCUGUGCACGAAAGGCUGAUAUAUGAAGGAUGGCUUUUAUUCGACUCUGGCCAUCGUGAAGAAGCUCUCUCUAGGGCUGAGAAAUCCAUUUCGAUCCAAAGGUCAUUUGAAGCUUUCUUCCUUAUGGCAUAUACAUUAGCUGAUACGAAUCUGGAUCCUGAAUCUUCAUCUACUGUCAUCCAACUUCUGGAGGAAGCUCUUAGAUGCCCUUCAGAUGGUCUUAGGAAAGGACAAGCAUUGAAUAAUUUAGGAAGUAUUUAUGUGGAUUGUGGUAAGCUGGAUCAGGCUGCAGACUGCUACAUGAAUGCCCUCAACAUCAAACAUACAAGAGCCCAUCAAGGUCUAGCGCGUGUCUAUCAUUUAAAAAAUCAACGAAAAGCUGCAUUUGAUGAGAUGACCAAGUUAAUAGAGAAGGCACAUGGUAGUGCAUCAGCAUAUGAGAAACGAUCAGAAUACUGUGACCGUGAGAAGGCAAAAGAUGACCUUAAUAUGGCAACACAACUGGAUCCUCUAAGAACAUACCCAUACAGAUACAGGGCAGCAGUGCUAAUGGAUGACCAAAAGGAAACUGAAGCUUUAGAAGAGCUUACUAAGGCCAUAGCUUUCAAGCCUGAGUUGCAAAUGCUCCAUCUUCGAGCGGCAUUUUAUGAAUCAAUGGGAGACAAAACCUCUGCUCGUCAAGAUUGUGAGGCAGCUCUCUGCCUGGACCAAAACCACACGGACACACUUAAUCUGUACAAUAGAACACAGGACCAAGCUACAAGAAGCAUUUAAGUUACACCAAUGUCAUUGAUGUAGAAUGGGGACUUCAACAAUAAUCAAGGGGGACAGCCAUGCCGGUCAUUUUUUUUUAUUAUUGGAAAUCAUGGUCUAUCAGGCAUCCAGGGACAAAUUCAUCCCAUCAAUGAGAAGGACAGACCGCGUCAAGGAGCAAUAAUGAGCUCAUUUGUACAUAUAUGAUAUAUCUUUAUGGUAUUGAUGAUGGAUCUAGAAAAGCGUGUUGCCCACGGCCCAUGGACAAUGUCACUAGCAGAUAGUUAUGUACAGCCAUGGCCACAUGAUCAGUAAGCGGAAUGGGAUUGAGGCCGAAAGGGUUUUGCUGCAACUUCUUGCCAUUGUUUCUCUAGAAUGGUAUAGGUUUCACAAUUUGUAUCUCGUUAGAAACGGGAUUUUUUGGCCCCCUCAUGAGCUCGUCAUGUACAAGAACAAAAGUCAGGAAGGAAUUUAAAUCUCUUUUGUUGUA
Messenger RNA from Populus nigra (black poplar), 3669 nucleotides. Its product is annotated as ethylene-overproduction protein 1-like. The transcript is spliced from 4 exons. Gene Ontology annotation, molecular function: protein binding. Gene Ontology annotation, biological process: negative regulation of ethylene-activated signaling pathway. The coding region runs from base 462 to 3200 and encodes 912 amino acids. The record is from RefSeq and is a predicted model, not a curated record. NCBI's taxonomy places the organism in Eukaryota, Viridiplantae, Streptophyta, Magnoliopsida, Malpighiales, Salicaceae.